Molecule: messenger RNA, 7668 nt
Organism: Biomphalaria glabrata
Lineage: Eukaryota; Metazoa; Mollusca; Gastropoda; Planorbidae
Product: filaggrin-2-like
Exons: 10
Coding region: 363-2951 (862 amino acids)
Source: RefSeq, a predicted model, not a curated record
GUUCUCUGGUUGUCAGGAAAGCUGGUCAUGCGGAACGUCACUGACUUCCUGCACACCUGUAAGAGAUCUGCAGCUCAAUGAAACCAUUUCCUUGUUGUCACUUGCAUGGUUUCAAUGUCAGCACAGACAAAUUUAGGGCCAAGUGUUGCACAGGAAAUGUCCACAGACAAUUUCAUGGAGGUGUUACUGUAGAAGUGCAGAGUUAUGACUAGAUCAUUUUUGUUGUCGUGAUAGAAAUAGAUUUAUUAAGACUACACUCAAGAUAUAAAAAGAUAUUAUCAGAUCUAGAUCUAGAUCUCCAGUGAAUAGUUUCUUUGUUUCUACCUUCACGAGACUUUGAUUGUCAGCUUCAAAGAAUAAAAAUGGAAAUGGUCAAAAUAUUUAGAACAAUAGCUUUGGCGAUGCAAGUCUGUACAGUAAAGUUUGAACACUUUCUAGUGGACUGCAGAGAAUGUUUAGAUCUAACUGGACUCUUUAUAGCCAGCAUUUUCAAAAUACAUGAAUGCUUUUUAAAUUCAUUUCUCACGAAAACGUCAGAACUAUCAGAUCUUCAACAUUCUGAGGAGAAAGUUGAGGCGUCGGCUCCUCCAAAAAUUGGUGCAUUGAAUGUAAAAAAUAAUGAGCCAUCGAAAAAAUCUUUUGAAAAUAUGAAACAAUCGUGUCAUUCUGAAAAUAAAAAGCCAUCGGGUCAUUCUGAAAAGAUGAAGAUAUCGGGUCAUUCUGAAAAUAUAAAGCCAUCGGGUCAUUCUGAAAAGAUGAAGAUAUCGGGUCAUUCUGAAAAUGUAAAGCCAUCGGGUCAUUCUGAAAAGAUGAAGAUAUCGGGUCAUUCUGAAAAUAAAAAGCCAUCGGGUCAUUCUGAAAAGAUGAAGAUAUCGGGUCAUUCUGAAAAUAUAAAGCCAUCGGGUCAUUCUGAAAAGAUGAAGAUAUCGGGUCAUUCUGAAAAUAUAAAGCCAUCGGGUCAUUCUGAAAAGAUGAAGAUAUCGGGUCAUUCUGAAAAUGUAAAGCCAUCGGGUCAUUCUGAAAAGAUGAAGAUAUCGGGUCAUUCUGAAAAUGUAAAGCCAUCGGGUCAUUCUGAAAAGAUGAAGAUAUCGGGUCAUUCUGAAAAUAAAAAGCCAUCGGGUCAUUCUGAUAAUAUGAAGCCAUUGGGUCAUUCUGAAAAUAAAAAGCCAUCGGGUCAUUCUGAAAAGAUGAAGAUAUCGGGUCAUUCUGAAAAUGUAAAGCCAUCGGGUCAUUCUGAAAAGAUGAAGAUAUCGGGUCAUUCUGAAAAUGUAAAGCCAUCGGGUCAUUCUGAAAAGAUGAAGAUAUCGGGUCAUUCUGAAAAUAAAAAGCCAUCGGGUCAUUCUGAAAAGAUGAAGAUAUCGGGUCAUUCUGAAAAUAUAAAGCCAUCGGGUCAUUCUGAAAAGAUGAAGAUAUCGGGUCAUUCUGAAAAUGUAAAGCCAUCGGGUCAUUCUGAAAAGAUGAAGAUAUCGGGUCAUUCUGAAAAUAUAAAGCCAUCGGGUCAUUCUGAAAAGAUGAAGAUAUCGGGUCAUUCUGAAAAUAAAAAGCCAUCGGGUCAUUCUGAUAAUAUGAAGCCAUUGGGUCAUUCUGAAAAUAAAAAGCCAUCGGGUCAUUCUGAAAAGAUGAAGAUAUCGGGUCAUUCUGAAAAUGUAAAGCCAUCGGGUCAUUCUGAAAAGAUGAAGAUAUCGGGUCAUUCUGAAAAUGUAAAGCCAUCGGGUCAUUCUGAAAAGAUGAAGAUAUCGGGUCAUUCUGAAAAUAAAAAGCCAUCGGGUCAUUCUGAAAAGAUGAAGAUAUCGGGUCAUUCUGAAAAUAUAAAGCCAUCGGGUCAUUCUGAAAAGAUGAAGAUAUCGGGUCAUUCUGAAAAUGUAAAGCCAUCGGGUCAUUCUGAAAAGAUGAAGAUAUCGGGUCAUUCUGAAAAUAUAAAGCCAUCGGGUCAUUCUGAAAAGAUGAAGAUAUCGGGUCAUUCUGAAAAUAAAAAGCCAUCGGGUCAUUCUGAUAAUAUGAAGCCAUUGGGUCAUUCUGAAAAUAAAAAGCCAUCGGGUCAUUCUGAUAAUAUGAAGCCAUUGGGUCAUUCUGAUAAUAUGAAGCCACCGGGUCAUUCUGAUAAUAUGAAGCCACCGGGUCAUUCUGAUAAUAUGAAGCCAUCGGGUCAUUCUGAUAAUAUGAAGCCAGUGGGUCAUUCUGAUAAUAUGAAGCCAGUGGGUCAUUCUGAUAAUAUGAAGCCUACGGGUCAAAAUAUAAAGAUAUCGGGUUAUUCUAAAAACAUAAAGGUAUCGGGUCAUUCUGAAAGCAAGAAGCCUUCAGGUCAUUCUGAAAAUAUGAAGUCAUUGGGUCAUUCUGAAAAGAUGAAGAUACCAGGUCUUUCUGAAAACAUGAAGAUAUCUGGUCAUUCUGAAAUUUUGAAACCACUGGGUCAUCCAAAUGAAUCGAGGAUUUAUUCUUCUCCUGGUCAGACAAAACAAUCCUUAGUCCCUCCACAUCAACUUUCAAGAUCAUUAAGCCAAGAUUCCUUAACUGGACACUUUGUAUCAGGAAACUACAUGACCAGGUCAUCCAAUGGCCGGAAAAAGAAAUUUGAUAAAUGGGAACCACCUCAUAAGAAAUUAGAUCUACACAAAAAGACAGUCACUGAAGCAGUAGAGAGCUUCUAUCGAUUUACAAACCGACAGUUGCAGUAUUAUAAAGAGAACGGAUAUCGGGAUGAAGACAAGUAUAUCUUCGUUAUAACUGGUCACUGUAAAAACAGACCAGACCGAGUGGCCAGAAUCAAACCACAGAUAGAGCGCAUACUCCACGAAGAGCAGUUGAGCCAUUUUUGGUUUAACAAUGGCGGCGAAGUGAUGAUUGAGUUCGACUGUUUUGAACUAUCAGGUCCAAUGACCAAUGACCAGUUAAUGGACACUGAGUCCAUGGCUUGCAACUGCGAGGAUGAGCGUGGAUAUUUGAGCUGUUGAGGUUCUAGAGAAGAUGGCGGGCAAGUCAAGGUUCUAACGAUGGCGGACUUUUUAUGGUUUCUCUGAUGACUGGGUUCUCUAGGCUACAGUGAUGAUAUAGAUGUCAGAGCUACAGUGACGAUAUAGAUGUCAGGGCUACAAUGACGAUAUAGAUGUCAGGGCUAAAGUGACGAUAUAGAUGUCAGGGCUACAGUGACGAUAUAGAUGUCAGGGCUACAGUGACGAUAAAGAUGUCAGAUGAAGGUGAAGUGUUCAUAAAGUGUAUAGACUGGAUUUUUAUUUACCCUGAAACAAGCUCGUCCCUGAAACUGAAACUUGUAGGUUGUGUCUUACCGGAAUGAAAGUUGAAAUUUAUUCGUCGAGAAGCCAAUAUGUAAAUAAACUUCCUAUUUACACUUCUCUUGAGACUUUGACCCGUAUUCCACGUGACACGGAGUUACAACAAGCACACUGAUAACAAUAAAGAAAAGGAGAAAGGAAACAGACUCACGAUGAGAUUUAGCUUGUUAAACAGGUGAUGUUGAGAGCAUAUAAACACAACGAUUUUAUGAGAAUGUUGUGUGGCCAACACAGUGACCAACUCCCUUAACACUCCCAGCAACUGUUAUUGAAAAUAGGUUGAUGUUAGAAAUGCAGCAUUGGGAAAUUUAGUGGCACUUGAUUGUGUUCACACUAAUAGCUUUCUUCUUGAUCUCUGUGUUGGAGGACGCUGGAAUGAGACUUUGGGGUUUCUGGGUUUGUUUUUGUUUGGUCUUUGGGUUUUGUUUUCCUCCGUGUUAGGGUAAAAAAGAUUUAAAAAAAAAUUAAUGUAUGCUAAUUAAAACAGUUUAGACAUUCGCGAUGAUUGGAUUGUGCAGUAUGAUUGAAUCGUGAAACCGAAGGGGUGCUAAUUGGUUGUUACAAUCUUUGUAUAUCUUAUCAGCAUUAGUUUUACAUCACCAUUACCAAUAUGAAGUAUUCAUGUCAACAAAGUCUGAUUACUACCACCAUUGCCAUCCGUAAAUGAAUUGCGAAUAUCCUUUGUAUUAGUUAUUUCAUUUUUAAAUCAAAGAAUUAUUAAGUCAUUUAAUUGAUAUGCAUUUGUCACAUGUUACUUCAUAGAGCAGCGGUUCUCAACCUUUUAAGCUCGGCGACCCCUUUUUACAAUUCCUCACUCUGCCGCGACCCCCCCCCCCUAGACACACACAUACAGCAAUAGAAGAGUAGGCAAUAACAAUCCAUGGUUUCGUUAGUCUUAGGCGAUUCCUGGCAAAUGGUCAAUCGACCCCCAAGCGGGUCGCGACCCACAGGUUGAGAACCACUGUCAUAGAGUGUCUUGGGCCCUGGCAAACGGGCCAAGGUUUAAAAAAAACCAACCCUGAGCGUAGGCUUACCAUUAUAUGACCAAAAAAUGUGAUAUUUUCACUGAGAGCUCAGCCCACGCCCUCUGUUCAAAAACUGCGGCUCUAUCACUGGCCCACCACAUUUUAUUUAAUGUUCAAUAUUCAAACAUCCAAAAACCAUAGACUUUAUUGUUUUUGUUUUGAAACACAGACUAAACAACAACGACUGAUUUUGAUUUAUACAGACUGUUAAAGCAAUGUAUAAAUAUAUAUAGUAAAUAUAAAUAAAUAUAUAUAUAAUAAAUAUAAAUAAAUAUUUAUAAUAAAUCGUCUUAACUCCACGUUUUGUGAUACAGUUUUUUUUUUGUUAUUGUGUGUUUGCUACCGAACCGUUGGCUAUCAGAAAGGUUGCUACCAUAAGUUACUUGAAAUGUUACGAUCAAGAUAGCUAUUGAAAAUUGUAAGUAGAUUAUUUCGAUGACCGUUGGAAAUGAUUUUAUCGUUGAUUCUUCAUCCCAAGUUCUGUCUAAGGGAUCCACUACGGCUGUGACCAUAUUAUAGUGAUGGUUUCCCCUUUCAGACCUUUCAAUCUAUAGGGCAGAUGAUGUUAUGGUCAUCUGUUUCUUUGGCUAACGGUUAACGAGCAGAGUGUCGUGUGGCCAACACAAUGACCAACCGCUUUUACUUUCCCUUACUUAACUCCGGUACCCAUUAUAGUUGGGUGGACUCAGCGGCGCCCUGAAAAUCCCGAAAUUCAAAAUUCCAUUCUUCACCAAGAUUCGAGCCCGGGACCCCAGGUUCGGAAGCCAAGCGCUUGACCAUUCAGCCACAGCUGAGUGAUAGUUACCUGAUUUUAGUUAUCAUUAAUACACACACACACUCUCUCUCUCUCUCUAAAACCCGUUUUAAUUGCACUAUUAAUGUAUCGCUCUUUUCGUUUUUAAUAGAUAUGUAUGUAUCGGCUUCGGGUAAACCCAUUUUCGCAAACCUAAUUUUAUUUUCGUAGCGAAAGAGAAAAAACUUGAAAGGAUCAUUAGCUAAGUUUAACAUACAUCUAAAUCCAAUCCACUAGAUUAGUAAACACAAAUUUAGACCCGCAGGUCGCGGGUAAUGUCAGGCUUGAGCUUGUUAAGUAUACCCAACAUACGCCACCAUAUCGAAAUGAGAAAAGCUUUUUCUUUUACAAAGGAAGAUUUAAAUAUAAAACUGGUGUCGUCCAAUCUGACUUCUAACAGGUGUUAAGUACUAAAAUAAAUAUGACCUUUAUAUCAAAUUAAUAUAUGUUAAGAUAUUUAGUCACAAGGUUAGGCUCUAAGACUGUAAAAGCCAUUUAUUUAUAUCUUAAGAUUUAUUUAUUUAUUUAUUUGCUGUUAGACUUGAAUGACACUGUAUACAAAGACAUCUAACUAGAUGCUUGAGUUGGAAAUGUGACAGCUGUGGUCUUACCGCCCGAUCAAUAAAUUAUUGAACUGUCCACGCAUUGGGUUCACUACGGCGGUAAUCGAUACAGUAUUUACAUAUCGUAGUUUAGUGCCCGUUAUCACACACACAUGCAAACACGCACCCAGAUACGAGACAUGCACGCAAGCACUAUCUACCACGGUGCUAAAUAUACAUAUAUCAACCGACAGCUACAAGGUAGUGUAGAUAAUCGAUCGAUUCUAAUCGGAUAUAUCGUAUCGUGCUGACAUAGGUAUGUGUGUGCUGUAAAUAGAUUUAAAGCCUUUGUUGGGCAUUUGUUUAUGGAUGAUCUCUCUUGUUAUACAAACCAAUGACGUAAAAUUUAUUCUUUCAAAGUAGACGCGAUAAUGCUCACACAAAUAUACAUACAGAUAAAUAAGACUAUAUAAGUACAUGUAUAUAAUAUUAAUCUAUUUGAAAGGUGUUUUUAAUAUGAUUAGUGUUUUGAUUUACCAGACAAGAUGUUCCUUCAGAGUUGAAGAUAAUUUAACUUCUUAGCCCAAACCUUCCGCAGGGCGACGGGGGAUGAAAGCGGGCAGGGCUUGAACCGGGGAUCAUCGAUAAGUCCGAACGACAGUCCAGCACGCAAACGCACGACCAGGCAGCCAUGCAAUCUCGUAAUCUGGCCCCUGGGUAGCGAAAAACUGAAUAUUUGCUACCACUAGAAGUGUACACAAACUAACGGUAUAGACAUUAUCAAAUUGUCUCUGUUCAUGGUAAUGGAACAUUGGCUUGAUUUUAUGUAGACUAUGAACUACUUGUAGCAAGCAGGCUGUCAGAACAGGAGAUUCCUGUAGCUUCUUGAUGAUUACAAUAUACAGUUAAAGUCUACACAUUGAAAAAAUAAUUAUCAGGGUAUAAACGUAUUGAUUUCAAAGGAUCAGCAAGGCGAAUCACACUGACCUAUAUUUGAAACAACCAAAGUAUAAUCAUUCCCAAGUAUUUAGAUCAAUACAUCCAGCUUUCCUCAAAUCUGGACACUAAACAUUUUUAGAAGCAAGACAACAGGUGACAACGAUUCCUCUCCGAUAGCUGACCAUUGGAGCCAAUUUCAUACGUCUGAAAAUAUGAGCGCAAAAAAAAAUAAAAUUUCAUCCCAAAUAAUUCCUUUCGCAAAAUUCGGUAAACCUCAAAGGUCAGGAACUCAAAGUGAUGGCCUUGACCUCUCCAGAUACCCGCCUGCUUACUCUACCACUACGCCCAGAACAAGCUAUGCAGACAUUUGUCGAGGAUCUCCUUCAGCUUCUCACACAGAAAUGCCGCCAAAAGAGCGAGUUCCGAACUGGUCACUGGACGACAUAGAGUUUAUGCCCAGUGGUCACCGGGCUGAUAACAGCAGCAUGGCUGGUUUUAUUCCAGUAGGGAGUCGUUCCAGUCGAAGGCGCGGAGAAUGGGCGAGUGCUACAGAACGACUCUCUUGCUUCAGGACCCCGGGAGGCUCAGGACCUCGAGAUGUUCAGGACCUUGAGAGCCACAAGACCUCGAGCGCUGUCCUCCAGAACAGAGCCAAUGUUGAUCUGAAAAGAAAAAUAUCUGAAUAUAAGACAACUUACGGACAGGGAAAGUGUGAGCCCAAACACAAGAAGAUUGACCUGCACAAGAAAACAAUCCCAGAAGCCACCGCGAGCUUCCGUCGUUACUUCAAUCGCCAGCUUCAAUAUUAUAAAGAGAACGGAUACAGAGACCAAGACAGAUUUAUAUUCGUAAUAACCGGUCACUGCAAAAACAGACCAGACCGAGUGGCCAGAAUCAAACCUGAAAUACAAGACUUACUGCAUCGUCUACAUGUAAGUCACAUUUGGUUCAACAACGACGGUGAGGUCAUCCUAGACUUGCGCCACAAGGACCAAGCUGAGAUCAUCGCUUGCAACUGUCCUCUUGAAGACAUGGGGCAUUAAGAAUGGCGCCAUCUUGUCCUUAAAGGUUGUGAAAAA